UCCAUGUUAGUAUAACUAAGUAGGUACCAGACCACUUCUAUAAAUACUGGGGGUUCAUCAGAAAGAGAGUAGUAGUGAGUCUACAAUAAAACCAACGUAUAUAUAUAUAUAUACACAUUAUAUAUCUCUCUUUCUCUCUAGUAACUUAAGUAAUGGCACAUGCCAACUCUUCUUUGGUGUUUAGAGUGAGAAGGCGUGAACCGGAGCUGGUUGCUCCGGCCAAGCCCACGCCUCACGAGAUGAAACUGAUGUCGGACAUCGAUGACCAAGAAGGUCUUCGGUUUCAGAUUCCGGUCAUACAAUUUUAUCGUCACCAUCCAUCAUCAUCAUCACCAUCAUCCAGAGUCGACCCUGUGAAGGUGAUCAGAGAGGCACUGUCACAGGCACUUGUGUUUUACUAUCCCUUCGCGGGUCGUCUGAGGGAAGGUCCCGGACGGAAGCUGAUUGUGGACUGUACCGGCGAGGGUGUGAUGUUCAUCGAGGCCGAUGCCGACGUCAGGCUUGACCAGUUUGGUGACGCACUUCAACCUCCAUUCCCCUGCUUGGAGGAGCUUCUAUAUGACGUUCCAGGCUCCGGAGGGGUCCUCGACUGCCCUUUGCUUCUCAUUCAGGUAACUCGUCUGCUAUGUGGAGGUUUCAUUUUUGCCCUCCGCCUCAACCACACCAUGAGUGACGCGGUGGGGCUAGUUCAGUUCAUGGAGGCGGUGGGCGAGAUGGCAUGCGGAGCGAAUGCCCCAUCUGUGCAACCUGUGUGGCAGAGAGAGUUGUUGAAUGCGAGGGAACCGCCACGAGUGACACGGACACACCACGAGUAUGAUGAGGUGGCGGACACUAAGGGAACCAUAAUUCCUUUGGACGACAUGGCCCACCGCUCAUUCUUCUUCGGCCCUACUGAGGUGUCUGCCAUCCGUAGGUUCGUUCCGCCCCACCUCCACAAAAAAUGUUCCACAUUUGAGGUGUUGACCGCAUGCCUAUGGCUUUGUCGUACCAUUGCCCUCCAGCCUGACCCGAACGAGGAGGUACGCAUCCUCUGCAUUGUUAAUGCACGUGCCAAGUUCAAUCCUCCCUUGCCUAAAGGGUUCUAUGGCAACGCAUUCGCAUUCCCGGUAGCCCUUUCUACUGCAGGGAAGUUGUGCCAGAACCCAUUGGGGUAUGCAUUGGAGUUGGUAAUGAAGGCAAAAGCUGAUGUGACGGAGGAGUACAUGAGAUCACUGGCAGACUUAAUGGUGAUCAAAGGGCGACCCCACUUCACGGUGGUGCGGACGUACCUUGUGUCGGACGUUACGCGUGCUGGAUUCACAGAAGUGGACUUCGGGUGGGGGAAGCCUGCAUAUGGAGGGCCGGCUAAAGGUGGGGUAGGGGCUAUCCCUGGUGUUGCCAGCUUCUACAUACCUUUCAAGAACAAAAGUAGUGGUGAGGAUGGGAUUGUAGUUCCCAUUUGCUUGCCUGCUCCUGCCAUGGAUAGGUUCGAGAUGGAGCUUAAGAGCAUGUUAAAGGAUGAUCAUGACUCACAACUCACUGCACCCAACACUACCACUUCCACUUUUAUUAUGUCUGCACUAUAAAUCGCUUUUCAGACCCGCAUCUUCUUUGCUAACUAGCUGGGAACUGCAUGCAAUAAGCCAUAGUAAUUUGGUAUAUAUAUAUAUAUAUAUAUUUCAGAAUUGUGUAUGGUUCGCUAUGUUUUUGGUGUGGUGCGAUAGCUUCUUCCAGUAUUGUUUGUGUAUGUGAAUCAUGAAAUUAUAAUGGUAGGGUUUUUAUUUUUAUUUUUUAA
Molecule: messenger RNA, 1774 nt
Organism: Cornus florida
Lineage: Eukaryota; Viridiplantae; Streptophyta; Magnoliopsida; Cornales; Cornaceae
Product: benzyl alcohol O-benzoyltransferase
Exons: 2
Coding region: 153-1565 (470 amino acids)
Source: RefSeq, a predicted model, not a curated record